AUGGAGCAGGACCCAGUACCGGGGCAGUCGGCACCGCACGAUCAGCCGGCGGCGGGCCCGUCGAGCGAGCAGGGUGGCGUCGGCGCGAGCGGGGGCAAGCUCGGUGAGCCGGGGCAGGGGAAGCCGCCGGCGCAGGAGGAGCAGGGGCAGCUCGCGAGGGACAAGCCGUCGAGCAAGAAGGACGACAAGAAGGAGCCGAGGAAGAUCCGGUUCUCGGUCGGGCAGAAGUACCAGGUCCAGGACGUCAUCGGCGAGGGAGCGUACGGCGUCGUGUGCUCGGCCAUCCACAAGGCGACCGGUCAGCGAGUCGCCAUCAAGAAGGUCAUGCCGUUCGACCACUCGAUGUUCGCGCUGCGCACCCUGCGCGAGCUCAAGCUCCUGCGCUUCUUUGCCGAGCACCAGGUGUCGGAGAAUCUCAUCACGGUCAUCGACCUCAUCAAGCCGCUCUCGUACGACUCGUUCCAGGAGGUCUACCUCAUCCAGGAGCUCAUGGAGACGGACCUGUACCGCGUCAUCCGGACCCAGCCGCUCUCCGACGACCACGUCCAGUACUUCGUCUACCAGACUCUGCGGGCGCUCAAGGCCAUGCACUCGGCCAACAUCAUCCACCGCGACCUCAAGCCGUCCAACCUGCUCCUCAACGCCAACUGCGACCUCAAGGUCUGCGACUUUGGCCUCGCGCGCAGCGUCCUCACGGCCGAGCCCAACGGCGGCGAGACGGGCUUCAUGACCGAGUAUGUCGCGACGAGGUGGUACCGCGCGCCCGAGAUCAUGCUCACGUUCAAGCAGUACACCAAGGCGAUCGACAUCUGGUCCGUCGGGUGCAUCUGCGCCGAGAUGCUGAGCGGCCGGCCGCUCUUCCCUGGUCGCGACUACCACCACCAGCUCACCCUGAUCCUCAGCGUCACCGGCACGCCCACCAUUGACGAGUUCUACCGCAUCAACUCGCGCCGCUCGCGCGACUACCUGCGCGCGCUCCCGUUCCAGAAGCGCCGCAACUUUGCCGAGCUGUUCCCGGCCGCCUCGGAGCAGGCGUGCGACUUUCUCGCAAAGACGCUCACGUUCGACCCGACCAAGCGGCUCACGGCCGAGCAGUGCCUCGAACAUCCCUACCUCGCCCAGUACCACGACCCGGACGACGAGCCCGUCGCGCCGCCUCUCGACCCCGGAUUCUUCGACUUUGACCUCGAGAAGCUCUCGCGCGAGGACCUCAAGCGCAGGAUGUACGACGAGGUGACGGGCUUCCAGCCUCUUGUCUAG
Rhodotorula graminis WP1 is the source of this 1260-nucleotide messenger RNA. RefSeq lists its product as uncharacterized. The transcript is spliced from 12 exons. Gene Ontology annotation, molecular function: ATP binding; MAP kinase activity. Gene Ontology annotation, biological process: protein phosphorylation; intracellular signal transduction. Bases 1 to 1260 code for a protein of 419 amino acids. Gene Ontology annotation, cellular component: cytoplasm; nucleus. Lineage: Eukaryota; Fungi; Basidiomycota; Microbotryomycetes; Sporidiobolales; Sporidiobolaceae. The record is from RefSeq and is a predicted model, not a curated record.